This is a messenger RNA of Aspergillus lentulus, 2550 nucleotides long. The record is from RefSeq and is a predicted model, not a curated record. NCBI's taxonomy places the organism in Eukaryota, Fungi, Ascomycota, Eurotiomycetes, Eurotiales, Aspergillaceae.
AUGGUUUUGAAAAAGUGUAACAUCUGUGACCGUCGCUUCAAGAAGACGGAACAUUUCAAGCGUCACGAACGGUCUCACACCAAGGAAAAGCCUUAUGAAUGUAAUGUCUGCCACAAACGAUUCUCUCGGAGUGAUGUCUUGAGUCGCCAUGCAAAAGGCCACAAUGCCGCGCCGUCAAGCGCGACCAACGGGGUGGUGAAGACUGACCAGCAUCAUACUUCGUCUACUCAAGCGUAUGAUCAACAGCACUCUCGUGUCAACGGCAACGGCCAAUUCAUCCCGAGCGUCAACCCGGUAGACGCACAGCAGGCACAGAUCGUGCGGUUUAUGCCGCGCGAAAUCUCCCUUACGACGCCGGACGGGCUUCCGUCAUCUUCUCUUGAUUGCUUGGCGGACAUAUCUGCUCACCAGGCUCGGACUCACACCCAGCUCAACCCCAUGGUGAUGGAUCACCAGCAGGCCUACCUCGGGUGGGGUGAUGUCACCGCAACCGAACCUUCCCCGUACAGAGCGCCCGUAUUCGGCCCAGUGCCGAAUGACAUCCUUCAAUUCUGGCUGGAACCCCGGGGCGACACCACCUCAAAUCCAAGUCCGAUAGACCUCAUGAGCGACUCCAGUGUUGGUCUCGUGGAUGAUCAGGCACCAGCGUCGCCUAGAGCGCGGCAGAAUGGUCAUUCGGCUGAAAAUCCAAGCAUCCAAUCUCCGAGCAACAUUCCCAGCGAGAGAUUUGCCAGAGUACAGCGGUACUGGCUCACCCCCACAAACAACACCGGGCGCCUGAUGAAUACGUUGUGGGGGGAUGUAGCCACCUGUUCACUGGACAAUAUCCUUGGAGUGUAUUCAGGGCAGUCGUUCAAUAGUCCGCCUGGCCUAUCAGGGGAUUUGAGGUAUGGGCUGGAUGAGGAAUGCAGGCAGAAUCUUCUGGCCACCUUUGGCCAGGCUCGACGCAGCACGUCAAAUGAUGCUUCGAACGCUCCACGCAUGUCUGAGGCACCUUUUGGCUCUCCGCAAGCCUUUCCUCCAGCUGAAAUCCUGGACAUGGCGCUCGACUUGUACUUUCGCAAUUUCCAGCCGCUAAUACCGUUCAUCCAUAUCCCUACAUUCUCUGCGAAAAGGACUCGCUCACCAGUGCUCUAUGUCAUGUGUAUGAUUGGUAUGAUCAUUCUGGGUACAAAAGGGACAACAGCGUUUGUCUCCAAGAAUUUCAACUUGGUCCUUGACAAGAUCACCGAAGAAUUGGCCAAAUGCGCAGCAGGAAGUGAGAACCCUGUCGGUACUGUGUCCACCUUUGCCGCGGCUUUACUUUUCCUCAAUUUGGCUGCAAUGACCGGGGAAAGGGAGCACAUUGCUAAAAGCCAAAUGUUGUAUAUCAGCCUUAUGACUACUGCGCAAAGACAUGGGUUGUUCGCUGCAACGGAAGGACAAAUUCUCGACAUGAGUCUCUAUGAGGCAAUCCCCGAUGUGGAUGAAAGAUGGAAAGCAUGGAGCAAAGUGGAAUCCGUGAAGAGACUUAUCAUCGGACUCCUGCUGCUCGACUCCUGGUACUCGUCCUUCUUAUCAACGAGCCCGAUAAUCGUACCAGAAGCAAUACAAUUUAUUCUACCGUGUGACGGAGCAAUCUUUGACGCGAAAAAUGCCAUGCAUUGGAUGCAGCUUAUUCGCGUUGGCAAGCGAAUUUUGAUGCCGACCGUUGUCGCUCCAUCCGAAAAUGUCGAUCUUCCAGCGCUGGAUAACUCAGUCGACGGUCUGUGCAUGCACGGGGUGUUGGCAAUGGUUCAACUCCGGCUCUGUGAGGCUUACCACCGCCUGUUAUCCAACCGAGCAAACUACCCGUUCGCGCCAUGCCAUACCUACGCUAUGGACGGCCGUGCAAGAUGCCUGCCAACGCUUCAGCUGCAAAUAGCUGAUAAAUAUAGGGAGGCCCUGGAACGACUUAACCCGAAUGCUGUAGUCAUGUGGCACAAUAUGUGCAUGACACUCACUGCGGACAUCCAGAUAUUCGAACUGGCUGCGGGUCGGUCAGGUCCUCUGCCAGCCCGGAAAGCCCUCGAUGAUAUCGCCGUAUGGUCUCAGACACCAGCCGCCCGAAGGUCGUGUCUCCACGCGGCCCAAAUAUACAAAGCCAUGAUCAACCGCAAAACAUCAGAUCAUACCAUGUUCCACUCGAUGCUCGCACUCUUCACUGCGGCGCUCGUGCUGGGGCUGUAUACAUUCAUGGCACCACGUCCGCCAGAGACCACUGCCGGAUGCAUUUCCGUGGAACUCCUGGACGACGUUGACUGGCAGCAAGUGGGUCGAGAGGGUUUCACCAGCUUUAUGGAACCUCGCGGUAACCAUGCAUUCACCGCUUCGAACAAUUCCACAGUCAAUUUUAUUCGUAAUGGCGGUACAUUGUACCUUCGCGGAAUCCCAGUGCAAGGAGGCUAUCAAUCUGCGCGGCGCAUACUACUGGACUACGCGGGGCUCCUGAAGGACUCUGGGAAAUGGAGCGUCCGAAAGUUCUCUCACGUCCUUCACAUUAUGAGCGAUGUCCUCAUGGAUAUUGAAUGA